Molecule: messenger RNA, 1881 nt
Organism: Rattus rattus (black rat)
Lineage: Eukaryota; Metazoa; Chordata; Mammalia; Rodentia; Muridae
Gene: Sra1
Product: steroid receptor RNA activator 1
Exons: 5
Biological process (GO): regulation of transcription by RNA polymerase II
Cellular component (GO): nucleus
Source: RefSeq, a predicted model, not a curated record
CCUUGCCCCUGUCCAGCCCUGGACAAUUGGCUCUACCUCAUCAACUUUAUAGCAGAAUCAGUGAAAAUAAAAAUCCCUCAGUAAUCUCACUAGUUAUGAGUAUAUUGACCUGGGCUAAGAUUGGGGGCCAUCAGCUUGUGUGAGGUGGGUAUUAUGCUUGGUGUUGGUCAUAAUAUGCUUGUAGCCAUAAUUAGGACAUGGUUCAUGGAAAUCUGACUCCAUUCAGCAAAGAGUUUCUAAGAGCUUUUCUAUAUCAGAUAUUAAAGUAGGCCUACUUGUAAGGGUUCCUUCUGAGACUUUUAGAGGAGAAACAACCAAAUCAGAGAAGACGGAAGAGACCAUGUAGUCUAACCAGAAAUUAUCAGAGGGUUGUGGGAGCUCAGAUGACACUUGUCCAAGGCAUUUCAGAAGACUUCUGAAGAGUUGACAUAUCUGAGUACUGAAGAUGAGCUCUUGUUAGCAAGCCUAAAGAAAAUGAAUGCAAAGAUUGUGCAGGGCAGGCUACUGAUAUGUGACCUUCCAGAGGUGGACGUGGUUAACUAUGGCAGGAACUUACGGUGUUUGCUUGAAUUUGCCUCUGAGAGCAAAAUUGGGGACAUUAGAAAAAAAACUACCUAUUUGGUAUUUUGUGAUUAAGGGCCCCGGAUCCUUAGCCAGUUGUCCUUUAAAGAACUGGUGCUGGGCUGUCUAGGCAGCUCCUCCUAUACUGCCAGGCAGCUUGAGUGAGCUACCACCCCGGAAAUGACGUGCUGCCCUGCUGGCGGUGCGGAAGUGGAGAUGGCGGAGCUGUACGUGAAGCCCGGCAACAAGGAACGCGGCUGGAACGACCCGCCACAAUUCUCCUACGGGCUGCAGACUCAGACUGGUGGAACCAAACGCACUCCCCUUACUAAGAGGGUUGCGGCCCCACAGGAUGGAUCCCCUAGAGCCCCAGAAACUUCUGGACCACCUCCAGUGGAUCAUCCACCUCCUUCAAGUAAGGCUUCCAGGCCUCCACCCAUGGGGAGCUGUCCUGCUUCUGGUGUGGACCCCCCAAGUUCCCCAGUCAUUGAGUCUGAGACUCUAAUAGAAGACGUGCUAAGACCUCUGGAACAGGCAUUGGAGGAUUGCCGUGGUCACCGAAGGUAGAAGCAGGUAUGUGAUGAUAUCAGCCGACGCUUGGCGCUGCUUCACGAACAGUGGGAUGGAGGGAAGUUGUCAGUACCUGUAAAGAAGAGGAUGGCACUGCUAGUACAAGAACUUUUACACCACCAAUGGGAUACAGCAGAUGACAUUCAUCGAUCACUCAUGGUUGACCAUGUGACUGAGGUCAGUCAGUGGAUGGUGGGAGUUAAAAGAUUAAUUGCAGAAAAGAGGAGUCUAUCUUCAGAGGAGAACAAAGAAGAGAAAUCUACAGUGGUACCUGAGAACCAGACAAUACCAGGCUUCCAACCAUCUUCAUAAUGCCGGUGGCUCCCCAGACUCACCUCACAUGACUUCUAUGCCUUAGUGUGGACGGCCUCUUCUCACUUGGCUCCCUUUUACCACCAGGGAGACUGCUGGUCUUGAUGGGCCUGACCAAAGAUCCUACCUAGGCUACUGCAAGAUCACUUGUUACUCAUGUGUACAUUUCAAUAAACAUCUCAAUGGUGGGAAGUGGGUAGGAAAGGUGAGCCAUUCUGAGCCAGACUGGUUCUUUCUGAUGUCAGCUCCCCUGCUCCAUGGAUACUACUGCUUGUUCCAUUCAUCAAGAAGGGCCUUGAUAGGGAUACCCAGAUUGCUCCCUGCUCUUCUCAAAGUUAGACUGGAAAGUGUAUUUAUAAUGUGGCAUGGCGUCUUUGGAUAAUAUCAUUUCAGCCUGAGAAUAGACUCAAACAACUGGAAAUUUCCUUUCAGAAGAAA